This is a messenger RNA of Aureobasidium melanogenum CBS 110374, 3282 nucleotides long. Its product is annotated as Nrap protein. NCBI's taxonomy places the organism in Eukaryota, Fungi, Ascomycota, Dothideomycetes, Dothideales, Saccotheciaceae. The transcript has a single exon. The record is from RefSeq and is a predicted model, not a curated record. The coding region runs from base 1 to 3282 and encodes 1093 amino acids. Gene Ontology annotation, cellular component: UTP-C complex; small-subunit processome; CURI complex. Gene Ontology annotation, biological process: tRNA export from nucleus; rRNA processing.
AUGGACGACGACGAGGAAGAGGCGGAGGAAAGUGAAGAGGAGGAAGAGCUGCAAGAAAAGUCAAACAAGACCAAGGACAACAAGACAAAGCCCAAGAGCAACAAGUCGCAGGCUUCUUCGCUCGAGGCAAGCAGCGCCGCCUACACUGGAGGAACCUUCAAGAGCAACAUGUUCAAGCUGCAGGUGGACCAGAUGCUGUCCAACCUUCGCCCGAGACAGGGCAAGAGAGAGGCCACAGCCGCAGACGCUCUGCACAAGAUCAAGAAGCAGAUCGACGCAAUCCCCCAAAUAGACGCCCUCCCAUUGCUCCAGGCUGAGCGCGACAUGAUCAAGAAGUCAAAAGUCGCCAUUCCCUUCCCUGAGCCUCGCCCUGCCCACGACGUCAAGUACAAGUUGGCCUACGAGAAGCCUCAGAACAUCAACGUCAUUGGCAGUUUCCCUCUCAAGCUGUCCCUCCGCGAUCGCCAGGCUCCUCUGUCCAUCGACAUGGUCGUCACAAUGCCCAAGUCGCUGUUCCAGGAGAAAGACUACCUGAACCACCGCUACUUCUACAAGCGUGCCUACUACCUGGCCUGUAUCGCUGCUGGUCUGCAGUCGUCUCUCAAGCAAUUCACUUUCCAAUUCGUCAACUUCCGCAACAACCCUCUUCACCCCGUCUUGCUGGUCCAGGCCAACGAGUCAAGCUCUGAGAACAACUGGCGUAUCAACAUCAUCCCUGGCAUUCCAGAAGGCACUUUUGCCGACAACAAGCUUCUGCCAAGCAAGAAUUGCGUCCGUCCCGCUCAGUCUGGCGAUGAAGAGCAGGCUCAGGAUCUGCCCGCUACACCAUUCUACAAUGCCUCGAUCCAAGCUGACAGCCAUAUCACCUCCUAUCUAAAGUUGUUACAUGCUUCUUCGACUGCUUGUGAAGGAUACACGGAUGCUUGCAUGCUUGGUCGUGUCUGGCUGAGACAACGCGGUCUUGCCUCCGAGACGAACAAGGGCGGCUUCGGCAACUUUGAAUGGGCCGCGACAAUGGCGAAUCUGCUCAGGACUGGCGCUGGCUCGGGGAAGCCCGUCUUGUCGAGCGGCUACAGCAGCUACCAACUCUUCAAGGCCACUCUCCAGUACAUUGCUGUGAAGGAUCUCGCCAAAGAACCUGCUUUGCUUGACGCUGCUGGCAUUUCUCUCAGAUCCGAGGACGGCCAACCAAUUCUUUACGAUGGUCCUCGUGGACAGAACAUCCUCUACAAAAUGACUUCCUGGUCCUACCAACACCUCCGUGCUGAGGCACGUACCACCCUCAAAAUGCUGGGUGACAACCUCUUUGACCAAUUCGACUCUGCCUUCAUCCUUCGCUCCGACAAUGUUCUCAAGAGAUACGAUUUGGCCGUCCGUGUGUCUUGCUCUGCUCUGACUUCUGAUGCUUCCGAGGAUCUACAGAUUCUGCAAAGAUACGCCAAAUUGUUCAGUGUGUUCAGUCAGGGUCUGGGUGAUCGCGCGACCCAGGUCGUAAUCCAGUCUCCUGGUCACGAAUCUUGGGCACUUGGAUCUGCUAGACCCAACAUGGCGCGAAAGGGUGAGGUCUCGGUUGCCAUCAACCUUGACUCCACCAACGCUUCUCGUGCUGUUGAUCAUGGUCCUGCUGCUGAGCAAAAGAAGGAGGCGGCCGCUUUCCGCAAGUUCUGGGGCGAGAAGGCUGAAUUGCGCAGAUUCAGAGAUGGAAGCAUUUUGGAGAGUUUGGUUUGGGCAACCAACAGCGGCAUGUCAAUCAUUCAGCAGAUUCUUACUUUCCUGCUUUACCGUCACUUUGGACAGGAUGCAGCUGCACGUGCUGCUUUCUCUGGUGAUGAGUGUGCUAAGCUGAUCAAGCAGAGCAAUGGGCUUGCUGCCUUCCAGCCUUUGAUGGAGGCUUUCAAGACUUUAGAAAGCGACAUUCGUGGCAUGGACGACCUGCCUCUCACCAUUCGUUCUAUUCUGGCCGCCGACUCGCAACUCCGUUACUCCUCUGUGGAGCCUCCUAUGUCAUCUCAGCAGCCAAUGAAGCGUCCCGCUGAUGUUGUGCUUCAAUUUGAAGGCUCUGGUCGUUGGCCUGAUGAUCUUGUUGCCAUUCAACGUACCAAGAUUGCCUUCUUGCUCAAGAUUGGUGAGCUGUUCGAAUCGAUAUCGGAGGGCGUCACUUCUCGCAUUGGUCUGGAGAACGAAGGCGAGGAUAUCCUGAAUCAAGCAUUCCUCGACGUCAUCUAUCCUACUGGCUUCUCCUUCCGUGUUCGUAUCCAUCACGAUAGAGAACAGACUCUGGUUGAGCGUAUCUUGAAGUCACAAUCCGCUGCACCUAGCGAAAAGGAGGCUGCAGCUGUCGCCCUUGCUACUUAUAAGCGUGUCUUCAUCAAGUCGCCAGCGCAUACUCAAGCCCUGCAGAAGCUUUGCACAAGAUACCCCGUGCUCUCACCGACUGUUCGAUUGUUGAAGAAAUGGUUCUCUGAACACUUGCUGAGCAACCACUUCUCUGAAGAGGUCAUCGAGCUGUUUGCUAUCCACACCUUUACCCGCCCAUGGCCCUACAACACACCGUCAUCCACUCAAGCUGCCUUCUUGCGCACUCUCUCAUUCCUCUCACGAUUUGAGUGGCGCACUGAUCCCUUGGUCGUAGACCUUGGUGGUGACCUCAACGCCGACAAUGUAGCAGCAGCAACAACACGAUUUGAGGCCUGGCGGAAAUUGGACCCUGCACUCAAUCGUGUUGUCCUCUUCGUCGCCAGCAGCAACGACCUUGAAGGAACGACCUGGACAGAUGGUGCACCAGCAAAAGUCGUCUGUGGCCGCAUGACCGCAUUAGCCAAAGCCGCAACAGCCGAAGUCGAGGCCAAGUCGCUAUCGCUAGACAUCGAAACACUCUUCGUCUCACCUCUUGGCGACUACGACUUUGUCAUUCACCUCAACCCCGCGUACACCACAACCAAGUCCAAGGCAGCAAGCGGCAAAUACAAAAACCUUGCCAUUGCCGAAGAGACGAAUGCAGAACUCGUCGAUUACGCACCAACGGACGCAUUCUUCCAUGAGCUGCAGAGUGUGUACGGUCAAUCGUUAGCACUGUUCUAUGGCGGAGCUGGCAGCACUACCAUUGCUGGUCUGUGGAGUCCUGUCACUGCUGCUAGAGCCUGGAAGGUUAACCUCGCGUAUUCGACGGUGCCAGUCAAGAAGGGAGAUGAGGUCAUCGCUGAAAUAAACAAGACUGGUGUUUUGGCAGAGAUGGCAAGAUUGGGUGGGGAGUUGGUCAAGAAGAUUGAGGCCAACAGGUAA